AUGUCGAUGUCCAAGGGAUCUAAGCUGCUACAGUACAUCAACUACCGCAUGCGCGUGACCGUCACCGAUGGCCGCGAGCUCGUCGGGAAAUUCAUGGCCUACGAUCGCCACAUGAACCUCGUCCUUGGGGACUGCGAGGAGUUCCGCAAGCUGCCACCCAAAAAGGGCUCCAAGGCGCCGGAGGACCGCGAGGAGCGCCGGACAUUAGGGCUACUUAUUCUCCGCGGGGAGGAGGUAGUUAGUCUUACCGUCGAAGGCCCGCCGCCGCAGGAUGAGAACCGUGGUAGAGCCGCCGGCGCAGCGGCAGGGGGACCCGGUGUUGGGCGCGCGGCAGGGCGCGGAGUUCCGACGGUUCCGCUCGGUCAAGCGCAGCCCGGCUUGGCGGGGCCCGCGCGUGGAGUGGGGGGACCGGCGCCGUCGUUGAUGCAGCCGCGCCCGCAAGUUGCGGCUCCGCCGAUCUCGUACCAGGCUCCUGGAGGCGCGGCUGGCGCUGCUCCUGGCCGUCCGCCUCCCGUCUCGUUCCCCCCGCCCGCGGGUUUCCCUGGGGGAGCUCCGCCGCGGCCGGGGAUGCCCCCCCCGCCAGGCGGAAUGCGCCCGCCCGGGAUGGGCCCUCCCCCGUCCAUGUACCCCCAGGGUCCCCCGCGCCCGGGCAUGCCUCCCCCGCCCGCCGGUUACGGUCCCCCUGGCGGUCCGCCUCCGCAAUUCCCCCCGCGCGGCCCUCCGCCAGGCGGUGCGCCGCCGAUGCAGUACGGGCGGGGAAUGCCCCCGCCGGGGGGAAUGCCUCCGCCAGGGAUGAUGGGUCCGCCCAGGCCGGGGAUGCCCCCUCCGCCAGGGGGGCAUCCGGGGAUCAGCAUGGCAUCUGCGGCAGCACGCAGUACAGUCACGGAAGUGGAGCUGAUUCCAGAGUUUCUCGCCACGGGCGUGCUUCCCACCCUUCCACCCCCUCCCUUCCACCCCCUCCCUUCCACCCCCUCCUUUCCAACCCCUCCCUUCCACCCCCUCCCUUCCACCCCCUCCCUUCCACCCCCUCCCUUCCACCCCCUCCCUUCCACCCCCUCCCUUCCACCCCCUCCUUUCCAACCCCUCCCUUCCACCCCCUCCCUUCCAACCCCUCCCUUCCACCCCCUCCCUUCCACCCCCUCACGCCAGCAGGGCAAAUGCAGCGGAAGCAUGGCAUCGGGUGCACGGCACAGCAGCACAGAGGUAGAGCUCACUCCCGAGGUUCUCGCCACGGGCGUGCUUCCCACGCUGCCUCGCCUUGAUCCCGCCGUUGCCAGAGCGCUUGACCGAUCCCUCUCGUUCCCUUUCCUCUCAUUCCCUCUCAUUCCCUUCCAUUCACUCCCAUUUUCUCUCAUUCCCCACCCCAUAAUCCUUUCCUCCCUCACCUUCCAAUUCCUCUCGUCCCCUCUCCCCAGAGAAUUUCGGCAGCAAGGAGCAGUGGCAGGCGGCAUCGAGUCGAGUGAAGGCGGACGAGCCGCCUCUCCUGAUGUUGCCUCAUGUCCCCCUUCCCCCUCUCUCCCCCCUCCAGAGCAACUCGGCAGCAAGGAGCAGUGGCAGGCGGCAUCGAGUCGAGUGAAGGCGGAGGUGCCGCUUCUCUCUUCUGGAGGCAGCAUUAAGCAGAGUGAAGGUGGAGGAGCCACCUCUCUUAGUGGAACAAAGGAGCAGCUGGAGACGGCGUUAGGCAGAGUGAAGGUGGAGGAGCCACCUCUCUUUUUCGAGGCUGCAUUGAGUCGAGUGAAGGCGGAGGAGCCACCUCUCUUUGUGAAGCAGCUGUUCCGCAUACGAGGGGACCUCGAUGUUCCUCUGGACGACCCUGAUAUUGCACGCUACCUUACCAAGCUCUCAUAG
This is a messenger RNA of Closterium sp. NIES-65, 1848 nucleotides long. NCBI's taxonomy places the organism in Eukaryota, Viridiplantae, Streptophyta, Zygnematophyceae, Desmidiales, Closteriaceae. The record is from the annotation of a GenBank genome assembly.